Molecule: messenger RNA, 1685 nt
Organism: Trematomus bernacchii (emerald rockcod)
Lineage: Eukaryota; Metazoa; Chordata; Actinopteri; Perciformes; Nototheniidae
Exons: 11
Coding region: 48-1685 (545 amino acids)
Source: RefSeq, a predicted model, not a curated record
AUCCGUCUUCUGCUCAUUGGUGACAGAGGAAAGGCAUCUUUGAACACAUGGUUCCUCCUUCACUUCUCACAGAGAUGAGAGGAGCAGCUAUGAGUUUAACUGCAGCAGCGAGUGGAUUAGUUGUCUUCCUGCUCUCUGUGUCAGUGGUUCAGGGUCAGGAUGACUGGGGAGUGACUCACUCUUCCACUGAGAUCUGUGCAGUGAAAGGAUCAACAGUGGAGAUAAGAUGCAGCUUCACAUACCCAUCUACAUGGAAAGGCAGUGUUAACACAGUAGAGAAAACACUCUGGUUCACUAAAUGGAAAGGUGGUGAAUCUGUAGAUCUGACCACAGUCUCAGAGUAUGCAGGUCGUGUAGAGGAUCUCUGUGAAAACAACAUCUGCACUCUGAGAAUCAGAAACCUGAGAGAGAGCGACUCAGCUGACUACAGGUUCAGGUUUGAAACAAACCGAGCAGGAGGAAGAUAUAGGGGUGAACCUGGAGUCACUUUGUCUCUCACAGAUCUCUCGGUGCAGGUGGAACGCAAAUAUUAUAGCAGAGCAAACCUGAAGUGUCAGAGCAGUUGUGAUUUACCUGAUAAUGAUUACGUCUGGUACAAGAACGGAGGAAACGCUCUGUCAGGAACAUCUUCUCUUCAGGUCGACUUUAAUUAUCCAGACAGCUAUUCCUGUGCUUUGAAAGGAUAUGAGGACUCUCUCUCCCCUUCAGUGUGUGUCACUGGUCGAGACAGCAACACACUGACUUACACUGAAGGAAGUAUCUGCGCCCUCAAAGGAUCAUCAGUGGACAUUUCCUGCACGUACAGCAGUAAUGACUGUAUUAAAUCUAAAUUCUGGUUCAGUCCUGAGCGUAGUCAUCAGGGACAGAAUCCCUCUCAGCCUGAGGACCUUAGUGAAGACCCCCAGUAUGCAGGUCGUGUUCAGAUCCUUGAAACAGAGAGAGGACGCUCCACUCUGAGGAUCUCUGACCUGAGAGACUCAGAUUCAGCUCAGUAUCUCUUCAAAUUCAAAACGCCAAGCUUUGAAUGGAGGAGUGAUUUACCUGGAACAACUCUGACUGUCACAGCUCUGCAGGUGCAGGUGAUCAGAGCAACUGACCAGCAGCCUUACACCUAUGCAGAGCUGAAGUGUCACACCAGCUGCAGUCCAGCUGGUGUUUCCUACGUCUGGUUCAAGAACGGAGAGAAAUUCACGACAACAUCAAUAUCUUCCUAUAAAGGCUGGAUUCAACUCACAGACACUAUGUCUUGUGCUCUGGAAGGUCAUGAAGACUUCUCUUCUCCUAUAGUGUAUCCUCCAAAGCCUCCCUCUGUGUCAGAGGAUGAAGACUCUCCAAAAGCUUCAGGACAGAUCUUCACCAUCACUGACUUCAGAGCUGAACACAGUGGGAGUUAUUCCUGUGGAGCCCAGAACAAGUUAGGACGUAGUAACUCCACCUUUCAUCUGAGUGUUGGAACAGGGAGUUCAACAAUGAUAGUGAAUAUCAUCAGGACGACUCUGGGGGCCUUGAUGCUGAUUCCUGUGUUUCUCCUGAGUCUGUGGAUGAGGAAGAAGAAAGCUCUGCGCUCCACCACUGAAGCACAUGAACCUGAAGAGAUAGCGUUGGACUCUGUUCCUGAGUAUGAGAACGACUCACACACUGCAGCACAGACAGAAGACACAGAGGAGCAGGAAGACAUGGUGUGA